Messenger RNA from Podarcis muralis (Common wall lizard), 4143 nucleotides. NCBI's taxonomy places the organism in Eukaryota, Metazoa, Chordata, Lepidosauria, Squamata, Lacertidae. The record is from RefSeq and is a predicted model, not a curated record.
UGGGCGCAGUGCUCGUGCAGCCUACAUGGAUGGCAGCCGGUGGGAUUAGGAAACCAGGAGGAAAGAGAGUAGCAGCAUGAAGCGUGUUUGCGUUUCCACACGUUACAGUUGCAAUGCAGUUGCGUGCCCACCCGAGGGGGGAAUCCUGCCGCGGGGGAGGGCGAUCGAGGGGCGUCGCCGUCCCGUGCAGAAGCCGCUUCUCUUCCCUCCCACGCAGUCUCUUAGUUCUCCCCCUUUCGACGGCACCUGGGAAGGGUGGGAGGCUGCCGACGCAAUGAUAAACGCGGCUCCUCCUUUUGGUUGCUGGAGGCGUAAGGAAGAAUUUUCCUGCGAUUGAGCGUUUGGGCCCCCUAACUAGCCUUUGUUGAACGUCAGGGGCCGUGGCUGAAGAAGUAGUGUUGAUCGAGGGUGCCCCUGAGCGCGUGCAGAGGGCCUUCCCCGCACAGCGCAGCCCACGCUUGGGUGCAUUAUCCCGGGAAGAUUCAGAUUGAGGAGACGGCGGGACGGAGGCUCCCCAAGCUUCGCUCAGCUGAGCAACCCAUUCACCUUUUUGGAAUGCAAAUAAUGACGGGCAGCAAAAGUGUCCGGAACUCAGCCAUCAUAAAGAGGCGACUUUGUGCAUUGGGUAUCCUUCUCUCUCCCCUCCCCCCCCUUCCUUUGCAAUUAGUUUACCCAGACGGGAUUGGAGGAAUGAGGUGAGAUUUCUGCAACUCCCGCGGUUAGGACGAAGAAGGAGGCGCGGGGGUGGGAGAGAGAAAGAAAAAACAACUUAGUGGUUCCACUGGGGCUCGAACCCAGGACCUUCUGCGUGUAAAGCAGACGUGAUAACCACUACACUAUGGAACCGCCACGACGGCUCCCUUUUCCGCCAAUCUCCUUCUUCGUGGGGUCUGCCGUUUCCUGCUCUGUCAUUGGCUUCGCCCAGCGCAAGCGGAGACGCGCCAGGAGGAAGAGGAGGGGCUGCGUUGCCGCGGCAAUGCAGAGAAGGGGGAAAAACAGGGUUUGCCUUAAGUUGCUUCCACAUAUGAAAUGUUUUUUUUUUUCCUUACGCCGCUGCCAAAAUAAAUCAAGGAAAGAAUUACGAUUGUUGCUCACGGUCCCAGGGAUGAUUGCUGUGAUUAUUGGAGAUAGAUUUUAAAAAAAGCCAGGGACGGGCGUGCAGGUCGACCGGUACUGGUAUCCGAAUAGUAAUGUUAUUUAGCAGAGCAAGGCUAACCGGGUCUACUCGGGAGUAAGUCCCCUGGGCGUUAAUGGGGCUUACUCCCAGGCAAACGGGAUUAGGGCUGCAGCCUUCAUCAUGUCUUCGGUAGUUCUGGUUUGAGACAAAAACAAAACUAAUUGCACUUUCCUUCCUCAUUGCAGCACGUUCAACGCAAGUAUGGUUUUUGGAGUCAUUUAGCAAAUUAGCCACUGCUUGCAUUUCACAAUUUGGAAAAAGAAGAAAAGGGCCAAGGGAAGAAAGCUUGUUUACAGCGCCUAGUAAACCUCUUUGCUGAUGCAAUGGAAGACUUAAGGGCCAAUGGCAGGCGUUAUUUUCUCCGGGAAUCAUUGUUUACUGUUGCAUAUUGAGAUGAAUAUAAAGACGGUAUGGUUGGCAACGCCGAUGGCUUGAAGAAAACCAUCGCCCAUGAGGAAAUAUUAAAUCAGCACCCCAGUCUCAACUGAAGUCAUGGGAUGUGGCACUUCUAUUACGACGAGGCGGGUGAACAAAUCAGAAAGAGCCAUUAAAGCAGCUGUCCUCAUUCAAAGGUGGUAUCGCUCUUACAUGGCCCGGCUGGAGAUGAGGCGGAGAUAUGCCCUGAGUAUCUUUCAGUCAAUUGAAUAUGCAGAAGAACAAGCACAGCUACAGCUAUCCAAGUUUUUCACAUUCAUGCUGGACCAUUUUACUAAGGCCAAUGAAACUGAUCCAGACGUCAGCUCUAACUUUUUCUCCACCACCAGUGAUUAUACCAUGAGAGAAUAUGAACAGACCAUUGAGGUCCCUGCCUCCUACUACGGGCCCCACCUUUCUUUCCCCCUCACUGUUGCUGACACUGAUGUUCUUCUUCAGGCUUUCAAGCACCGACAGCACCUUCAUGCCCGAUACGUUCUUCAGCUGCUACAUGAGACCAGGAAGGUCCUUCAGCAGAUGCCAAACAUCACAUACCUGUCCACCUCUUAUACCAAGGAAAUAACCAUCUGUGGCGAUCUUCAUGGAAAGCUGGAUGACCUUUUGCUGAUUUUCUACAAAAAUGGACUUCCUUCAGAGGAAAACCCCUACAUUUUUAAUGGGGAUUUUGUGGACAGAGGGAAAAAUUCCAUAGAAAUACUCAUAAUCCUGUUUGCCUUUCUACUCGUCUACCCUAACCACUUGCACUUGAACCGAGGGAACCAUGAGGACCAUAUCAUGAAUCUUAGAUAUGGUUUCACAAAAGAAGUUAUGAAGAAGUACCAGUGCUAUGGAACAGCAAUUUUACAUCUUCUGGAAGAUGUCUAUAGCUGGCUUCCUCUUGCAACUAUAAUUGACAGCAAGGUUCUUAUUUUACAUGGAGGGAUAUCGGACACUACUGAUUUGAAUUUCCUUAAUUUAUUUCAGAGAAACAAGCUGAAGUCUGUGCUGAGGCCAGUGAAGUCAAAUGCAGAGACAGUCUCUAAGCCACGUGGAGCUAGUCUUGUAGAAACCGGUUCCCACCGGACGGAGGCCACAAAGUCCCUUUCCGGGCAGGACAACUCUCUCAAAGAGGCCACGAGAUCCACAUCAGCACCUAGCAAGAGAAGGCGAUACAGUAGGGAUGUGUCUGAUGGCAAAGAGCCUCUUGGCAACCUUCCUGGCAGAGGCAGUUCUAGUCUCCUUCCGGAGGUGCAAUACCUUAAGCCUGGCAGUGUUACCACAUCGCAGACAUCCUCAGAAUUAACAACAAAGGAGUGGAAGCAAGUGGUGGAUAUUCUCUGGAGUGAUCCGAAACAUCAGAAUGGAUGCACACCAAACAAAUUUCGAGGAGGAGGUUGUUACUUCGGACCAGAUGUUACUGCCAGGUUGCUAAGACGUUAUAAUUUGAAAAUGCUCAUCCGGUCUCACGAAUGCAAACAGGAUGGGUAUGAGAUCAGUCAUAAUGGAAAGGUUAUCACUAUUUUUUCUGCUUCAAACUACUAUGCAGAGGGAAGUAAUCGCGGUGCUUACAUCAAACUAAACCCAGAUCUGAUCCCUCGUUUUGUUCAGUAUCAAGUCAGCAAAUCGACACGCAAAGAGACUCUUCAUCAGAGGGUGACUGCAAUUGAGCUGUCUGCUUUGAAGUGCUUGCGAGAGAAACUUUACACACACAAAUCGGAACUGAUUGCUGCUUUUAGACAGUACGAUCCAAAUUAUACAGGAAAGAUUUCUCCUGGUGAGUGGGCUUCAGCAGUGGAGUCUGUCUUAUGUCUCGAUCUUCCCUGGAGAACAUUACGUUCACGGCUGGUUUACCUGGACCAGGAUGGUAGAGUUGAAUACCUUUCAUCUUUUGACAAUUUUGAAAUCCAGCUACCCAUCAAAGAGGUCCAGCCAUUUUUGGUGGAAACCCUGUGUAGAUACAAAGCUGAUUUGGAGAUUAUCUUUAAUAUGAUUGACAAAGAUCAUUCAGGUCUUAUCUCUGUUGAUGAGUUCCGUCAGACAUGGAAGCUCUUCAACUUGCAUCUGAGAAUCAAUGUGGAUGAUGAAUCCAUUGACAGCUUAGCCCGAAGCAUUGAUUUCAACAAAGAUGGUAGCAUUGACUUCAAUGAAUUUCUGGAAGCUUUUAAUGUGGUCCAUAAAUUUGAGAAUAGGUACAAUCACUAAAGAAGCUGAAUUCCUGACAAGCCCCUUCCCCCCGCACUGCACAUUUGCUUAAAAUAAAUUGCUGCCUUAAUACUGUUAAGUUUGAUUGAGCAGCAUUCCUAGAAAACAGACUGGCUGUGGAAGGCACUACUUUAUGAUAUGUAAGUGUAGCUAUUUGGCAGAAUGCUGCUAAUGAGAUGUAUAGGUAAAUGGAAAAAAUAUGGUUAAAACACAUAUAAGCUACGCUGUCCACAAUAACUGCUGUAGUGCCAUAUUAAUAAUCUCAGGGUUACUCUAAUAAUGGUUCCUUUAGAUGGCUUUUUCAUAUGCAGUGUUUUCUUUCUUGUGAAACAUACAGUUGUGUCAGACAA